This is a messenger RNA of Dioszegia hungarica, 936 nucleotides long. RefSeq lists its product as uncharacterized. The coding region runs from base 1 to 936 and encodes 311 amino acids. The transcript is spliced from 2 exons. The record is from RefSeq and is a predicted model, not a curated record. Lineage: Eukaryota; Fungi; Basidiomycota; Tremellomycetes; Tremellales; Bulleribasidiaceae.
AUGCCUUUCUGCUGCAUUCCUCCAUUCCGUGUCGCCAGACGAGAAGAAGCCUUGUUCGGUCCGAAUGGCUCGUCUCCGACCAUUCAGCUGAGUGUGUUCGACAUGACUGAGGACGGCUACCCUUGGACCUUGCAUCCCCACGGAUCCAUCGAGGAGCUGAUCACCGGGCUCCGGAAGGAUUUCGAGGAGGUGGCCACGACAGAAGGAUUCCGCAUUCGUUUCCGGAAGACCAUCACGCUUCCCACUGGGCAGACCGGACCAUUUCAGACCCAAGCACAAAUCAGACUUGGCCAGUCAUCAGAGCUCAACGGCAGAAGCGGUCUGAUCCAUCCCGGCGUCUGUCCCUCUGGCGAAGCAGAAUGCAACCUCGACAACACCUGCCAAGCCAUGUUCCUGCCCCUGCUGGUCUUCGGGGAUGCCAGCAUCUCUGAGGAUGUCUCCGCUGCAGCAGAAGGCGGUGGUUGGCGGCUGGGGAGCUUUGUGCCAGACUCCAUUUCCUGGCAUACUCAGGCUGAAGACGAUGUUCCGACAGCGUCACGAAGUCAUGGGACAUGCCCAGGGCUCACCGCCUUGGUGUCGCGAGAUACAUGGGGCCGCGGACACUAUCACUGCAAGAGCCGUCCGGACGCGCAAUUGAGCAUCGGGACCGCCAAGUUCCGAGUCACCUCGGCUGCUGAGGAUACUCUGAACGUGGCUGUGGAAGUCUCAAUCAGCGUGGGAUUCGACUUUGACCUUCUUGAGGACGCGAAAGCCCUAGCAGUGCCGGACGAGCCUCAGAGAAGGAUGCCCGUGAUGGGUGGACUUCGCCGAUCCUUAGAUGCCAUCAGCCCUGACCUGACUGCGACGUCUUCGUUGAAUAAUCACGUCUCAGCAGAUUUCGGCCAUGCCAAGCCCAUCGCUGUCCUUGCGAACAGCCUUGACAGCCACCUAGACUAG